Molecule: messenger RNA, 1970 nt
Organism: Homalodisca vitripennis (glassy-winged sharpshooter)
Lineage: Eukaryota; Metazoa; Arthropoda; Insecta; Hemiptera; Cicadellidae
Gene: DNApol-epsilon58
Product: DNA polymerase epsilon subunit 2
Exons: 11
Coding region: 263-1903 (546 amino acids)
Biological process (GO): error-prone translesion synthesis; DNA-templated DNA replication
Cellular component (GO): epsilon DNA polymerase complex
Molecular function (GO): DNA binding
Source: RefSeq, a predicted model, not a curated record
UAUUCAAAAUUACAAUACGGGAUUCAGUGCUGGGGAGGAACUUUUAAGUAUAAUAUUGAUAAGUUACGUGUCCUUCGAAAACAUUUUAUAAGAAUAAUUCUUAGCACACGAAAGAGAGAAAGUUCUUUUCCAUUAUAACAUCAAUUAAAAAUAUUACAAAUGCAGCAUCUGUUUAUCUAUAAAAUGUUGCGCUUGUUUUAUAUUGACAGUGGUAACACGGGUACAAACCAACUAUUUUACAGUACACGAAGUUGUGGCAAUAAUGUUUUUCGAGUGCCUAAAGUUAAGAAAUCACUGUUCAGACAGUCUUUUGUUUAGGUGCCACAGUAUUAAUACAGCAAUAUCCAUAAUGUCUGACAUUGCACCAGUAAAAAAACUCAUUGUGUCCUCUAUGAAAUUUAAUGGACUUUCCAUCAGAAGUGAUGCUUGUGAUUAUUUUGCUGCUCAAAUAAGUCCCUUAGAUGAAGCUGAACGAGAAGAAUGGCUUGAUAAAGUUGUUGAUUACAUUCAAAAGCAGACUUUGGAAACUCCAUUUGUAGAGAAACAGCUGAUUGAAGCAGCAAUUUUGGAUUGCUGUAAAAGUGAAACAGAAGAAAACAUUACAACUUUCAAUGUUAUAUCAGCAUUUGAUGUUCCUCAUUUUGUGUAUAACAUUGACCGAAAGAAAUUUUUGCCACUGCCUUCAUCAAAGCAACUGGAACUAUUUGGAUCCUCUGAUUCUAAAUGUCAAAUGUUCAAGGACAGGUACACAUUGCUGAAGCAGCGGACUCUGCGACACGAACUGUUCUCAGUGGGUCAACAGUUUCAGCUGCAACCUGUAGAGUAUCUUCUCAGCAGUGGUAGUAACAUUCACAGGGUUAUUGUUCUCGGCAUGCUGACCCAACUCAAAGAGAACCGCUUCUAUAUAGAGGAUCCGUCUGGAUGUGUCCCUCUAGACCUCUCUCAGGCAAAUUAUCAUACAGGAUUCUUCACAGAGAGUUGUUUCGUACUGGUUGAAGGCAAUUACAAAGACAGAGUUUUGCACGUGCAAGCUCUAGGCUUCCCACCGCCUGAGAAUGCUGAAAUCAGCAGGAUAUACUUUGGCUCUAACAAUGUCUUUGGAGGACUAGAUGAGUUGAAUGUGAAAAACUCCGAAAAACUGAAACGCCUUGAAGAAAGUAACACAGAUGCAAUGAUAGUCUUUAUAUCAGACAUCUGGCUAGAUCAACACAAGGUUGUGGAGAAGCUGAAAGUGCUGUUUGCAGGAUACGAUGACUUCCCACCAACUGCUAUGGUUCUAAUGGGUAACUUCCUGUCCAGCAAGCAGGGCAGCCAACUGGCCAGUGUGCUCAAGGCCAAGAUGAAGCUGUUGGCUGACCUGCUGGCACUGUACCCUAACUUGUUGGCUAACACUAAGUUCGUCAUAGUUCCAGGCCCCGGAGACUGCCUUACUGCUAACAUUCUACCCCGUCCAGCUUUAAUACCCUUCUUCACGGAAGACUUAGUUAAGAAAGUGCCGAACAUAGAGUUUGCAACGAAUCCGUGCCGUUUGCAGUACUGCACCCAAGAGAUAGUUGUGAUUCGAGAAGAUGUGAUUACCAAACUGUGCCGUAAUUGCAUUCACUUUCCCUCCACAGACGAUAUACCUGAACAUUUUGCCAAGACUGUGAUCUCUCAAGCUCACCUGGUGCCACUGCCACUUUGUGUUUGUCCUGUCUACUGGGAUCAUGACACAGCCCUCAGGCUCUACCCUCUUCCAGACCUGGUGGUAGUAGGUGAUCAGAUCAAGUCCUUCAAUACCUCCCACAUGAACUGCUCUGUUGUCAAUCCGGGAUCAUUUUCAAAGGGAGGGUUUGGAUUCAAGGUUUAUUACCCAGCCACUAAAACUGUUGAGGACAGCCAACUACCAGAAGAUACACUUUAGUUUUAUGUAUUAUUUGUUGUUGAAAGUUGUAUGUAAUUAUUAAAGUUUUUAUGCUAAUUUGUAUUAA